This is a messenger RNA of Durusdinium trenchii, 3288 nucleotides long. Lineage: Eukaryota; Dinophyceae; Suessiales; Symbiodiniaceae. The record is from the annotation of a GenBank genome assembly.
GAAGAUGCAAGAAGCUACUAGUAGCUAGAAGGAGGCCAUCUAGAUAGAGAAGCCCGGACCUUGCGGCAGAUGAGCCCAGUGAAUUGCAGAAGCUCGGCUUUUACCUCAACUUACGGACGCAGCGCUCCAUCUUGGUAUAUACCUGGAGUAGCUUGUGCUCUACGUGUCCUUGAGGCUGCUGUUUGCAGCAGUUCUGCGUGGUGCCUUGGAACACACACGACAGCCAAAGCACAGUGAGCGGGUUGCAAUAUGAGUGAGCCUUGGCAGAAUGGAGCAAACCCACCCUGAGCGGACAGCAGUGACUGGAUGAACAGUUGAGGGCGCCGACGGCGAGAGGCCAAGAAAGAAAGCAUGUUGCGCUUCUUUUCUGGCCCAUUGACUGACGCACAUGUUUCUAGUAAGCGGUUGAAUAGAUCGCCGAGUAUUCCUGCUCGGCAGAUUUAUGCUUUGAUUACGUGAGCUUCACGUAAGCAAGCAGGCACCAUCAACUUCGAGGAAGAGUUUUAAGCUUCAAAGAUCACCUGGGGAUUUGCAAGAAUCGUCAACAACGAGCAAGAGCCGUUGACGGCCCAAGGUUGCAUACAGAUGCUUGACAAUUGAUCAUUUUGCUGUUGGAGACUGGAGAUUUGCAUUCCUUCGAGAAGCGUGGCACAUUAUGAAGUAGACUUUGGGCGUUGGAAUGUUUGAGUCAGUGGCAUCCAUCCAGGAUUGAUACCAGCCAUUACCAGCCUACAGAUCUUAAAUGCGAACUAUUUUGGAUGUCCUGCGGUUUUUAAUUUUUUGGGCGGAGUGACUACACUGCAUGCCUUCCCAUUUCGCCCGCCCGCUUGGCCGGUGUAUGUUUGAGUGGCUGGCAAGCAAGUCGUGACGCCGGUAUGAAGAGCUGCGCUCGACCUAAGUGGAGAGGGUGCAGCUGGACAUAGCUGGACCGAGCUCACAUGUCAGUUGUCAUGCAUCAUUUUGGUAUUGCGUUUUUGUGAGGCAGCCAUUUGGCUACAGCCAAUGAAUGCUAGACGCCAUGUAGGGGAUUGGAAUGAUCUGCCGGGCGCAUCUCGUCCUCAGGUUCAGCAAGCCAGUCUCGAAUGCAUACACCUUUGAGCGCAGCUUGGGACAGGGCGGUAUCGGACAAGUUGUCCAGGCCACUUGCCAUCGCAGCAAUGCGAAGCGCGCGAUCAAGAUCAUGUCCCGCAAAUCCGAUCCUUCAGGAUUCGAGAUUUCGCUCAUGUUGAAGCUCGAUCACCCAAACAUUCUCCGGCUUUUUGAGACCUUCGAGGAGCCUGCUUGUUCUCAUACAUACCUGGCUAUGGAGCUUUGCAGAGGUGGCCCACUUCCAAAUUAUGCGAAGGAGUUCUUCCCUCCGUUGGAGGAGGCAGCUGCUGCUGUCAUCCUGUGGCAGCUUUUGGGUGCCCUUUGCUAUCUUCAAAUGCAGUCUCUCAGCCAUGGCGACAUUUGCCCUGCCAACGUGCUAAUGCUGCAUUUUGACAAGCCACCGGAGCAGAAUGUAACAAAGCUCAUCGACUUCGGGGCCUUCGCUGGAAGCCGAACGCCUGACAUCCCCUCGACCGGCUUGGUGAUGAGGGCAUUGCUGGGAUGGUGCUGUGGAACAAAGGGCUCCUCUUUGAGGGAAGCAAAUCAUACGUCGAAGGGACCUGUUGCGGAUGCAUUUGUGUACAGCGAAGGAGGUGUUGCUGUGGCCAUCAGUAGGGCUGCGUCGGACUUACUGAACCGAUUUGCAGGAGCUGAAUUUACGGCUGAGAGAGCCCUGAAGCACAAGUGGUUCAUGCAAGCAAGGAGAGGAGAAGUGCCAAGACGCAAGGCAAGACCUCGGCGAAGUCCGAAGAAAGACGAAAAAGAAGAAGGCAAAGCCGACAGAAGAGAAGGCAAAGCCAGAGGUGCCGGAGGUGAGCCAAGCGAAGGCAAAGUUGACAAGAAAAGUCUCAAGCGCGCUCAGUCUACCGGGCAACUUUUGAAAGAGAGUGAUGCCAAAGAUCGAAAAGAAUCUAAAGACGCGACCAAAUUGGCUUUGAGGCUUGAGACUUCCCCCUCGAAGACACGGGUUGCGCCCGGCGGGUGGUGGGGCGGAGCCUCGGUGAAUAUGUUGAAUUUCAUUCCUCGGCUCCGGACCUUUUGCGCUGGGCCGAGCUUGUUGAGAACGAUGCUCCUGGUCGCAGCCGAUGCCCUCGACGAGGAGAUUUUGUCACCCUUGCGGGCGGCAUUCCAACGCUUGGAUGGUUGGUGUCCAGAUGGAGUUUUAACUGUGGAUGACCUGAAGCACCGAUUGCCCAAAAUGGGAUGCAAAGAGGUGCCAGGAGACAUCGACCGGCUGCUUCUGGAGGCCGAUAUCGACGGUGUCGGAGUCUUGGACUUCACAACGUUCCUGGCGAUUGCCGUUGGCACUCAGGAGGUGGCCUCUACCGACUUGGGUGUGAGAACUUUCAAGAUCCUGGACAGAGAUCAGGAUGGCGCGAUCUCAGUGAACGAUUUGGAGGUCUUCAUGAACAAAGUGGCCAAGUUGGAGGACCUGGCUGCUUUGCUCAAAGAUGCUUUGGGCAAUUCGAAGCCCUUGAACCUUGCAGGCUUUUUGGGCAUUCUCACAAAGGCCACAAAGAUGGAGCUGGAAUUUGCGCAGAAAGCGCAUCCAGAACAUCGUUUGAGCCCUGCUGCGUUGGAGAGGCUAAACCUGGCUUUGACCACCAGUGAAGGACUUACACAUCCGCCCCGGUGUGAUGCCAUCAAGGCCAAGCGAAGGAUUGUUGACAUGGCGGCUGAAAAACGCCGAAAAGAACAAGAGGAAAAGCGUCGCAAAGCCGAAAAAAGGGCCAAGUCGAGAAGGAGGAAGGAACGCAAACCUGUUCAAGACGAGCCCGAUGCUGAUCCAUUAACGCUGAGUCUUUUGGUUGAAAGCAGCAGUGACAGCUCAGAAAGCGGUAGCUGUCCCAUCCCUGAGACGGCACGGGACAGAACUGACACGGGAGAUACGGCUCACACUGUCGACACGGUCGGAAGUAUCGAUUCGGCAGCCGUCACAUUCCCGGUUUUUCAACAGCUGCUUCAUGAUCAUCAAAGACUCCUGGUGAGUUUGUGAAACGAACGAACAGAUCACCAGGAUGGGUGUUUCACCGGAUAGCAAUACAGUUCCCGCAGGGCGGCCAUUUGAAAGAAAUGCAGCAAUGCACAAAGAGUAAUGAUAUGCAACUGAUGUUCCACGAGACAAUUGAACACGUGCCCAAAGCCAAAGUGUUGGAGGUACCUUCUUGCAACGCCUGGCAAGUGACAUGGCAGAUGAAC